UUCACAGAGGUAAAUAUUGCAGUAACGCGCAUUCAUCUUAUUUUUUUGUGCUUUGUUGUUAACUUCUUCUGACGCACCAAUUUAACGUGUUUUCUAGCAGUGAUCAUUGUGAGAUUUCAGGCAGCGAGGAUGUCCGCUCGAGUUUAUUUCUUGUUUGCUGUUUUAUCGUGUGUGUUUGGAUACCUGAACACAACUCGCACCAUUCAAAGACAAAGCACAGGGAAGCCGGGUCAGUGUCCCAUACCGGAGAUGAUUCCACUGUGGGCUGAAAGCUGUUUCAAUGAUGGACACUGUCCGGCCACACAGAAGUGUUGCCCAACCACCAGUGGCUUUGCAUGCAGUGAACCACGUGGUCCAGUACAGGGCAGCGGACCAGACCAGGGAAGCCGGCAGGGACAGCGUAGAAGACGAGGCCAGGCUAGCGGACAGGGCAGUGGACCAGGACAGGGAAGCGGACCAGGUAAGGGAAGUGGACAGGCUAGUGGCCACGGACCGGGACAGGGUAAGGGAAGCGGACAGGCUAGUGGCCACGGACCGGGUAAGGGAAGCGGACAGGCUAGUGGCCACGGACCGGGUAAGGGAAGCGGACAGGCUAGUGGCCACGGACCGGGACCGGCUAAGGGAAGCGGACAGGCUAGCGGCCACGGACCGGGACAGGGUAAGGGAAGCGGACAGGCAAGCAGCCACGGACCGGGACAGGGUAAGGGAAGCGGACAGGCUAGCGGCCACGGACCGGGACAGGGUAAGGGAAGCGGACAGGCUAGCGGCCACGGACCGGGACAGGGUAAGGGAAGCGGACAGGCUAGCGGCCACGGACCGGGACAGGGUAAGGGAAGCGGACAGGCUAGCGGCCACGGACCGGGACAGGGUAAGGGAAGCGGACAGGCUAGCGGCCACGGACCGGGACAGGGUAAGGGAAGCGGACAGGCUAGCGGCCACGGACCGGGACAGGGUAAGGGAAGCGGACAGGCUAGCGGCUACGGACAGGGAAGCGGACAGGGUAAGGGAAGUGGACAGGCUAGCGGACAGAGUAAGGGAAGUGGACUGGGCCAGGCUAGCGGCCACGGACAGGGCCAGGCUAGCGGCCACGAACUGGGACAGGUCAAGGGAAGUGGACUGGGACAGGUUAGUGGACUGGGCCAGGGAAGUGGACGGGCUAGUGGACAGUCUAGCUACUGGAGAGGGGGUCAGGAACCGUGGUGCCCGUGGCAAUAUGGACCAUGGUGCAGAUGGGGACCGUGGUGGUAGCUGGCCAGGGGAUUGUUCAGUUAAAUUGUCAGGGCGUGGUCAUUGAAAUGGUCAUGGGGAUUUUGCCUAACACCUACUGGAGAUCUCUCUAAUUCCGUGAUCUUCAUAUGGCAUGUUAUCCCUGUUUGCUCAACCUUUUUGAUUUUCUGCCUCUCCUCAACCACCUUAAAUAAAAAUUGCUUUAUUGAAGA
This is a messenger RNA of Carassius auratus (goldfish), 1439 nucleotides long. Its product is annotated as cell wall protein IFF6-like. Lineage: Eukaryota; Metazoa; Chordata; Actinopteri; Cypriniformes; Cyprinidae. Gene Ontology annotation, molecular function: peptidase inhibitor activity. The transcript has 2 exons. Gene Ontology annotation, cellular component: extracellular region. Bases 130 to 1248 code for a protein of 372 amino acids. The record is from RefSeq and is a predicted model, not a curated record.